Acanthochromis polyacanthus (spiny chromis) is the source of this 8871-nucleotide messenger RNA. Its product is annotated as palmitoyltransferase ZDHHC5-A-like. The coding region runs from base 2009 to 4531 and encodes 840 amino acids. NCBI's taxonomy places the organism in Eukaryota, Metazoa, Chordata, Actinopteri, Pomacentridae. Gene Ontology annotation, molecular function: palmitoyltransferase activity. Gene Ontology annotation, biological process: protein palmitoylation. The record is from RefSeq and is a predicted model, not a curated record. The transcript is spliced from 12 exons.
GAGAGUUACUUUCAUUGCAAUAAUUCCGCUGUUGGACUCUGGCUUCAGAAUUUUGUGAAAAAUAUGUCGGCCUCUGGGAAUGUUUCACCUACCAAUUUUACUGUUGUGUGAGAGGAGCACAUACUUCUAAUGAUAUUGUAUUUAUUUGGCUAUAUUCCCAGAUUGCGGCUGUUGGAAAUAAGUUAGAAAGCCCGGAAGCUUGUAGAAGCGGCUAGCACCGUUAGCUACCUGUGGUUAAAUAUCGUCAGUCUUAUCGGUGGCUGGUCGCUAGCUAACCGUGUCUCUGUAAAACAGCCUGGUAGUGGGACAGCCAGCCACUGAGGCUAGUGGACGUGGAUAUGGGGAUAAUAGUGGAUGAAAGGACUUGUCUCCCAGGAGGAAAUAACGUGACUGAGGCUGAGAUAUCCCAUUCACCGGGCCAUUGUUGAAGCAGGUGCAGCGUCUUGACCAACUAUCGGACUGGAUUCACUUUUUUUGUGACUGAGGACGACCUGUAGAGUUCUGCUAUUUGAUUCACAUCUCACUUAUGAUCUAUGAGCGAGGAGGCCAGGAGGAAUGGGAAAUGUUCUUCCAUCCUGUUUUGAGGUUAGAGAAUUGGCACUUCAAACCUGAAAACCUCAAGAUACAACUGGCUUUUGGGAUCUUCGUUUUCCACAUACGAAAGCUUUUUGCUUUUUUGUUGAGGCUCUUUUUGGGACGUUAUCUGGAGAGUGUGUUGUUGUGGGAGGGUGUUAUCCAAGCCUGAGUGCUCUCUGCUGGGAAAGGAAGUCAGAGGGAAGUCCCUGGAGAAGACUGCAAAAAGGAAAGAACCAGCACUACCACUAGGAAGUAAUCAGCAUCUGGUCACACCGAACCCUCAGGGCUCCAGCGCAGUGCAGUAGAUCUAGCUGUUCCUCUACGACUUCAUGUACAUGGAUACUAAUGGAUAGUCCACUGGAUUAUCAUCUAGACACAAUCACCGCCUGCUUUUUGUCUUCUUAUCAUGUCCACGGUGUUGCUGGCAGGUGAGGUGGUUUAGAUCUGCCACCAGCUGGGUUUAGGGAUGCCCCGACACAAGAAAACCAGGCUGCUCCACUGGCCCGCUUACAGACUGCUGCUUCUAAUACCAGCCCUGAACUGAAAAACGGCGUCUCCUCCUCCAACAGCGAGCAAGGGGUAAACGUUUUUAAUUUGCAAGACUUUAUUUCAGCCUGCUACGCUACGAGUGCUGAAAACCUUCUGUUGGAAUGAACUUUGUGUUGAUGCAGACUUUGCUACCAGACCUGCACUAAGCCGAGCAAAACCACCGAAGAAGGAAACAGAAAACAUAUUAUCUUCUCAGGCCUUUUUUCUUUCAAGCUUUCCUCUUUUUUUCCCCCCCCUCUUUCUUUCAUUGUUUUACUAUGUCCAUUUCAUACCAAAACAGUCCUACCUCUGCCUGCUCUCGUACCAUAAAAUCUAACCAUCGGACUAAAAUAGUUCACGUCUGAGAGGCAGUUUAGCAGAACGUUCCUCUCAGUUGUCACACCAAAACACUAAAGAAGAUUGUUGUGUUUUAACCAAAAAGGGCCCACUGUUGUGUUCUUGGAUUGGUUCACCUUGUUCCACAGCAGGCUAGUUUACUCCUUUUAGACUGAUUGUAGAAGUGAUCACUUUCUGUCAGCCUGUCAUUAACUGGCUGUGUUGGUGAACGGAGUGGAACAAGCGGUAACAGUCGCUCGAACACGUUUGUCUUCACAAUCAGGAGCCGUCUUGUUCAGUCGGUCUUCCCAACUGAAGAAACGAGGCUUUUACAGCAGAGAGAAACCGACCGUUCGCUCCUCCUCUCAUCUAAGCCCAGCGUUUCCCUCUUUGCCAUCUCAGAGAUGAAACCCUCUGCGACUGUUUCACCGUCUCUUUCGUAGCUCUUCUUUCCCUGGGUUUCCUUUUUAGCCAGUCUGCCAUUUAUACUCCCUCACUAUCAGUCCACCUAGAGGAGCAUUUAUCUGUGGAUCGCCCCCCAUCUUUGGUGUAGCGUUUCGAGGACGUGAUGACAGGCGGUAGCAGUAAGAGUGGAGGUCGGGGUCCGUCCUUGUCACCCCUGCCUCACGCCGUGGUCCCGCCCAGCCGACCCUUACGACCGUCCCGCUACGUCCCGGUGUCUGCAGCCACCUUCUUCCUCGUCGGGUCCACCACGCUCUUCUUCUGCUUCACGUGUCCGUGGCUGUCGGAGCGUUUCUCUGUAGCUGUGCCCAUCUACAAUGGAGUCAUCUUCCUGUUUGUUCUGGCUAACUUCUGCAUGGCCACGUUCAUGGACCCUGGGAUCUUCCCCAGAGCCGAGGAGGACGAGGACAAAGAGGACGACUUCCGCGCUCCUCUUUACAAGACGGUGGAGAUCAGAGGGAUCCAGGUCAGGAUGAAAUGGUGUUCGACCUGCCGCUUCUACCGGCCGCCGCGGUGCUCCCACUGCUCCGUGUGCGACAACUGUGUCGAGGACUUCGACCACCACUGUCCGUGGGUGAACAACUGCAUCGGCAGGAGAAACUACCGUUACUUCUUCCUCUUCCUGCUGUCGCUAACGGCUCACAUCAUGGCCGUGUUUGGUUUCGGCCUGCUCUUCAUCCUCUAUCACCGGCAGAACAUCGACCGCCUGCACGCCAUCGUCACUCUGGCUGUAAUGUGUGUUGCUGGCCUGUUCUUCAUUCCUGUUGCUGGUCUUACUGGUUUCCACAUCGUGCUUGUGGCCAGAGGCAGAACGACCAAUGAACAGGUAACAGGAAAGUUCAGAGGAGGAGUGAAUCCUUUCACCAACGGCUGCUGGAAGAACGUCUCUCACGUCCUCUGCAGCUCACAGGCACCCAGGUAUCUGGGCAGGAAGAAGUGCGUGCAGAGUGUGUUCGUUCAGCCUCCUUUUCUGAGGCCACAGCUGACCGAGGCCCAGCUGGCUGCAAAGAUCCUGGACAACGGUAUCCAGGGAGACCUGCACAGGUCCAAGUCCAGUCUGGAGAUGAUGGAGAGCCAGUCGUGUGACGCUGAGCCUCCGCCUCCUCCUAAACCGGAGCUCCGCUACCCUGGAAUCACCAGAGGAAACACGGAGGAGUGCAGUCUACUGAACAAAGCCCCUCCCACCCCCACCAUGUACAAGUACAGGCCCACCUACAGCCCCAGCAAGAACCACACAGCGCUCACACAUGCUUAUGCCAACCAGUUGAGUCGAGGGGAGAGUGUCGGCAGCGCCAGGGACUCCUCUUCUUCCACGUCCUCCCUCCUCCAGGCCAGCCAGCAGCCUGGUUUCCGCUCUCAGCCCAGCCUGGACCAGAGAGACGCUUCAUCUGACAGAGUGGGAGAAGAAGGAGGAGGGGAGAGGAGAGAGGGAGCCAGAGAGGGGGCAGGAGGAGGCAUUCCUGGGUACUCCCUCGGCGGGCGCUCGUACCCUUCCUUCUCUGAUCCUACCGUUCUGGCAGGAGUGGCAUCACGGUCCUCCAGCUCCAUGCACACCUCUGCAGGCGCCGCCCAGGUCUCUGAGGCGACCACCACCUCGGCCAGCUUCAAGAGCUUAGCCAAUCAGACGCCCCCGCCUCACCACCCGUCCCGCAACGGGAGCCUGUCUUAUGACAGCUUGCUGGCAGGCGGCGAUGAUUUUGACAAAGAGGUGGCGGCGGGUUCGGGGGCCCCUGAGGUUUCCGCUGGGAGACCCUGUACACCCGCUGUCGGCUACAGCUCCCCCUUCCUGUCCUCGCAGCAGAGAGAUCCUGAGAUGCCCUCCCUGUCCUCCCAGUCGCCUCAUCAUCACCAUCGAACCUCCUACCACCACCAAUUCCUCCACCGCUCCUCCUCCUCCUCCACAUCCUCCUCCCCACCACCACCCCCAGAGAGGGAGCGGCUGCUGGGUGAGCCCCACGCCGGCACCCAUGCCCUACCAGCCGGUCAGACCGCCGGUAGCCUCUCCUCCUCCACCCAGCCUCCUCCUCACCACCACCACCACCAUCAUCACCACCACCACCACUCCCAUCACCACCACCACCACUCCUCCUCCACCUCCCGCCCUCCCCGUUUCGCCGGCCCUCAUGCCCCGCCCCACCACGCCUACCCCUACCGAACCCGCUCCACUGACACCCCUCUGGGCUCCUCCUCCACCUCCACCACCCACCCGUCUCGCUCCCCUUAUCCCCCGCCUCUCGGGAAGUCGCUCUCGUACUCAAGUGCCGCCGCUGCCGAGAUGCAGUACCGACUGGUCCGCAAGGCUUCUGCCUCCGCCGGGGCAAACGCAGCAGGGGUAGGAGGAGGAGGAGGAGGAGGAGGUGGAGGGAUGGUAGGAGGAGGAAUACAAACGCCGAAGGAUGAUCUGAUCCAGAUGAAACCCCUAAGUCGGACCAAUGGCGACCAGCCCUUGUCAUCCACGUCCUCCUGCUCCGCCCCUUCCUCUCCCUCUCACCCCGUCGGUGGGUCUGCCCAGCCUGGAGUGGCCUAUCUCAACACAGUGCUGACACUGAGUCCCCCUCACAAGCCCCAGGGUGUGGAGGUGAAGAAGGUGACGGGUGUCGGGGGCACCACCUACGAGAUAUCUGUCUGAAACGCAGCCGGCCUCCAGUCCAAGCAUCAGUGAGACAAAGCGGAGAUACUGCUGUCUUCUACCUUUUAGAGAGAGCUCUUGGUUGAACAUGAUAGAAGAAACCACCUACCUGCUGCAUGACGUGGACAUGUGCCGCUGGGUGGAACUACUUUGUCUGUCUCACCCCUUAUUGGCUGUUUGACCGUGGAGAUAAACUGACCUGCACAGAAACUCUGCUGGUGAAAUGAGAAGAAGAGCUGGACUGUCAUUGGACUAUAAAAGACUACUUUUUUGGAUCUCACUGGACCAAACAUGAGCCAUUUGGCUUAUUUCUGUAGGUUGUGUCUUCACUGUAGCUCAGUAGGUAGAGCAAGGCGUUAGCAGUGUUCCACUAGAUGAGUAUAGUAGUGAAAGGAAUCACCACUGCCAGGUUUAGGGCUGGAUCCCACUGGUGCCACCACCAACAUCUGGAAUGGAGUUUCAGGUCUGUAUUUUUUUUACAAAGGUUAACGUGCACUUGUGAACCAAGCUAGGUUAAUUUAGCAAAACUUGGCAUCUCAUUCUUUAUUUCACUGUUUUCAUGCUGACAUUUAGAUCCAUGAUCACAACACAGCAUGAUGAUGAUGGUAGUAAGACAUGGUCCAUGGAACCCAGUCAAAGCAGAUCCAUUGACAGCAGACACCAGUUCAGUGGCAACUUAGUGUGUGAUCAGACAGACUCAAGUAAUAUCAGAUUACAUCAAAGUUGGUAUUUAAUAGAAGUUGUGGUCCAGGUGUCAAAGCAUCCACCAAACGAUGCAUGCUGUGGUUGUAUUGGACCAACUCAGUUUUAUUUUAUUAAUAUAGCUCAGAUUCACAACAUGUUAUCUUCCAGCUCUUAGCAUAGCAAAGUACGGACCUUACUGAUUAUAAACAGACAACAGAAAACCCAACAGUCCAAAGUAGCCUUUAGGUUCCUUUGGAGCAACAGUGGGAAGGAAUGAAAUAACUCCUAGAAUGAGGAGGAGAUAAAUAAACCUCAGACAGAACCAGGCUCAUGGAAGGUGACCAUCAGCCUCGACCGUUUGGGUGAGCGUAGGGAUGAGGGGGUGGAGGGUAGCAGGGAUGAGGCCAGCAGCUCCAGAUCAGAGACAUCCAUGGAGAGAACAAACACAGGACCUCUGGGGAAAUAGUUAGUGACAGUAGUCUACACCUAUAGCAGCAUAACUAAGGGACAGCUCAGAUAGGAACGUUUUCAGCCAAAUCUUUAAAGUAGAGAGGAUGUCUGCCUCCUGAACCCAAACUGGGAGCUGAUUCCACAACAGAGGAGCUGAUAGCUGAAGGUUAACCUGUAGUCUGAAAGUGAAGGACUCUGCUAGGAUGAUCUGGAACAAUAAGGUCUUUAAUGUAAGAUGGAGCUGCUCAUUAAGAGUUUUAUAUGUGAAAAACAAGAUUUUAAAGUCUAUCCUGGAUUUUACAGGGAGUUGAUGAAGAGAAGCUAAUGUGGGAGACAUCUGAUGUGUCUUACUGGUUCCUGUUAGAACUCUGGCUGCAGCAUUAAGGAUCAGCUGGAGGUUUUUAAGAGACUUAAUGGAACAUCCUGACAAUAAGGUAUUACAAUAGUCCAGCCUAGAAGUUCUAAAUGCAUGGACUAGUCUCUCAGCAUCACUUUGAGACCAGAUGUUCCUGAUUUUUACAAUAUUACGUAGAUGGCAGAAGGCUGUCCUAAAGACUUGUUUAACGUAUGUUGAAGGACAAAUCCUGAUCAAAAUAUCUCCCAGGUUUUUAACAGUAGAACUAGAGGCUAAGGCAGCGCCAUCUAGAGGAACUAUCUGGUUAGAAAACGAGUUUCUGAGGUAUUUGGGGCCAAAUAUAAUAAUUUCAGUUUGUCUGAAUUUAAAUGAAGAAAAUCCCAGGUCCUCCAGGCCUUGAUGUCCUUCAGACAUGUUGGAGUUUGACAAACGGACUGGUUUUGUACAGAGUCAGUUAUACUGGUCCUAACACAGAACCCUGUGGAACCCCAUAACUCUGAUGGAAGAAUCAUCAUUGACACAAAAAAACUGUAAUCUGUCUGAUAAAUAUGUUUUAAACCAGAUUAGUUCCUUUAGUCCCAGUAACAUGUUCCAGUCUUUGAGAGCCAGUAGAACCAGUAUAGAAACCAGUCCACUGUCUGAAGCUACUACAGGGUGACCCAUAAGUUUGGAAACAAAGUUUAACUGCAGUGUCUAUUCGAGUUGGGGGUGCAUGAAUUCACUCUUAUUUUACCCAUUUUUGUUAUAGCAUAAUAAAAUAACUUAAAAGCAUAGUAUUUGCCAAGUGCCAUACCUCGGUAGAAAAUGAAUAGAAGCAUAAGGUCCAGGUAUGCUGGAGCAGAACUUCAAAAUGCAGGCCAUCAGUGUCAGAUUUCAAAACUCUUGAUGGUAAAGUAUCUGACAGCUUUAAUUUUUUUAAACAUCCAAAAGUACUAUGAGGCAACAUUUACUGGCCAGUCUGAGGAACCUUCAUAAGCAUGAAUGAAGAUACAUUCCAGAAGAUACCAGUGUAACCAGGUGGUGGAAACGUUCACGUCUUUGUAUAAGAAACAAACAUGAACAUGUCUAAAUAUGUUUGUUUUACACUAAUCUGUUACUCUUCUGAACAUAUCUGUGGUACUGAUUUAUUGAAAUAACAUGUAUUAUUUGGAUUAUAGACUUUUCAUUUGUUUCCAAACCUUUAGGUCACCCUGUAGAAGAUCAUUGGUGACCUUCACCAGAGCUGUUUCUGUACUAUGAUGGAUUUUUAAUCCUGUCAAAAACUCUUCAAACCAUUUCUAUGCAGAUAAACAUAAUUGGCAGCAACAACUUUUUCAAGAAUGUUAGAAAUAAAAUGUAGGUUGGAUAUGGGUCUAUAAUUGGCUAAAAGACCUGGAUCCGGGGUAGGCUUUCUGAGAAGUGACUCUAUGGAACUGUAAAAGCCUUCAGUACAUAGCCUGUUGGUAGAGGAGUUGAUAUUUAAUACUAAAGAUGUCAACACAAGUCCAGUGGUGUGAUUACAACUGAGUUGGUUUAUUAACCUUUUGAGGACAAACCAACUGUAUCUGCAGAGUUGAGGCUUCGUUCUCAUCCACAUAGAGAUUAAAAUCACCCAUUAUAAGGACUUUAUCUGUACCAAGAACUCUGAGAAUUCAGAUCAAAAUUCAGAUUAGAGGGCAGGUGGUCGAUGUCCAACAACUAACACAACUGGUUUGUGAGACUAAGACUAAGGCUUUGAGUUGAAUUACAGCUCAGUUUGAGUCUUUUGUUGAUUGAUAAGUUAGAGUGGAAGAUUGCUGCCACUCCUCCUGCUCUGCUGUACUUCUGGGUUUAUGGAAAUGAAUCUGACUGGGGGGAGUUGAUUCAUUUCGACAUGUUCUUCAUGCUGCAGCCGGGCUUCAGUAAAUCUGUGUGAUGACCAGUAGAUGAAGUCAUAUUAUUCUGAAUUAGGUUGUUCUGAACAGCUCUUCUGGGUGGUCGGGGGGGCAGACACUGUCUCUAUGGGAUCUUGGGAGGGUGAGAGCCAUAAGGAAGCAGGUAAGACUGCAGCUCUUCCUGGUUUCACCUUUGGACUGUCUGCUUUUUGGGUUUCUAAUAAAUUUGGACACAUUCCUGGUAUUGAGACGUCUGUCGUCCCUCCUAAUGAGACCAGGUUUAUCCCAGAUAGCAACCAACGGCAUGGACGACAGAAACCCUCUGACCUGCCGUCUCUCCCCUUGAGUUUGCCGUCUUGAAAAUGCACAACGCUGUCCAGCUAGCAGUCAGUAAUCGAGCACUUUGUCGGCUGUUCUGGACUCGUGACAAUCUGAAAAAGAAGGACGCCUGUGGACUUUCUGAUCCGUGUGAAUUGACUUUCCUUUUGAUGGAGGGAAACAGAAUGUGAUGCUGGAGAACAAAAAAAGCUGAUUUCCCCUUUGUUCAAUACAUUUGUUGGUUUAUUCCUAAACGAUGAUUCCAUGUUUGUACAGGAUGAUGUGGUUUAAAUGUGGAUUUUUUGUAAAGUGGCGUUCGUACUGAACUGCUGCAUGCACUACUACUUCAACACGCCACCGUAGGCCGCCGUGUUCGCUGUGGGAGGUCCUGGAGUGUAAAUGGAAACCAUGCUUUGGCCUUUUAUUACCAGACUCUUACAAACAGGGCAGAAUUUUCUAGAAAAUGAAUUCCUUGAACAAUUUGCCUUGAAAAUUUAAGUGUUAUCAUUUUUUUAUUUCAUCUAUUUAAUUUGACAUUGUUUUAUAUGAAUUUAUAUGGAAAUAUAGUUAUUGAUAAAUGAAGAGUUUUUAAUAUCGACUCUAAAAAGGGGUUGUGUGUACUGUUGUGUCACUUUUAGCAUCUGGAUGAAGAGAUUAAAUCAGCCUUUCUGACCGUUUCA